Choloepus didactylus (southern two-toed sloth) is the source of this 921-nucleotide messenger RNA. Its product is annotated as double homeobox protein B-like. The coding region runs from base 1 to 921 and encodes 306 amino acids. NCBI's taxonomy places the organism in Eukaryota, Metazoa, Chordata, Mammalia, Pilosa, Megalonychidae. The record is from RefSeq and is a predicted model, not a curated record. The transcript is spliced from 2 exons. Gene Ontology annotation, molecular function: DNA binding.
AUGACGGUAGGCUUUGAAACACCAUACUUGAAUUUCAGAAUUAAGAUGGCAGCCACGAGUCCCAUAAAUGAUACGCUACAAAGAGAAGCCCGGCGACGGAGGAUUGUUUUGAACCGGAGUCAAAAGGAUCUCCUCGAAGCAUGCUUUAAGUGGAACCCUUACCCUGGUAUAGCUACCAGGGAACAGCUAGCGAAAGAUACUGGUAUUCCGGAGCCUAGAAUUCAGUUCAAAGGCCUUGAGAAGAACCAGUUCCCUGGUAUUGCUACUAGGGAAGAACUGGCUAAAGAAACAGGCAUUCCAGAAUCAAGAAUUCAGAUAUGGUUUCAGAACCGAAGAGCACGGCACCAGAAGCAGAGCAAAGGAGCACCUGUGAAUUCCUUGGCAGAUGCCCCAGAUGUGAGGAAAGAGCUGACUGUUCAGCAGCACCAAAAUGACCCUUCUACUGUCCCAAGCAGGUCCCAUGAUAUUCCUCCCUCUAAUUCUUUCAUUAUCAACCAAAAUUCUUGUCUUAUACUCUACACAUCCUUUGUUCCUUGGGAUCCCUUUGCAGGUCAUGCAAACCAGGCACCAACUAUCUUGGUGGUCCAGCCCACCCAGACUGUGCAGGGGUUGGAGAACCCUCACCCACCUCUGAGACCAGUGAAUCAGCUACCAACAGUACUGCCUCCAGAAAGGGAGUUCUUAGAUACUGAGACUCCUUUAUGUCCCCAGGACCAAGGAAGAUGCCAGGAUCGCAGUGAGCCCAUUGAACCCAUUGACCUGGAAGUACUAGAGUCAAAGACUUAUUUGCAGUUUAAACUUGAUAGUAAAAAGCAGUGGAAGGAUCUAAGUCAUCAAGACAUAACUUUCUUUAUUGAAUGGUGGGAUGAGUGCUGCCAAGCUCUGAUUGCAGAGUGGGAUCCUCCUGAAGGGACACUCUGA